AUGGCUGUGUUCGAAGUCAGCACCUCUGUCCUAGGUCAGCUGAAGAAGAGCAAUGUUGUUCUUAACUCAGACCUUUGGAACUCAAUCCAAUCAAUUCAGAUGCGCGGUAACGAGGUGGAGGACUGGUGCUGUUUCGCAGACGUCUAUAAUGGCAAGUCUCUUGGGUAUUCGGGUGGAGAUGACAUGUACAUCGGCUUUCUUCCAUCACUCCAGCAUGUUAUCGUGGUUAAUCAUGUUGAUGAGGGCGAAGAGCGCUAUGACUACAGCCACCAUGAAAUCGCCGACACUCUUGAGUUGGCUUUUGGAAAGACCAUACUAGUCGCCACUACCGAUAUUACCAAACUCACUUCACCCACGCGCGCCCCAGUGCCGCAAAACCUCUCCUACCCGUUCCUAACCUGGAAACUGGACGAUCUCGUCAAGUUCGCGUGGCAAUUCGACGGCGCUGAACGGGGUAUCGUAGGCUCGGAAUUCGUCAUCAUGGAUGAUCAGACACUUGAGGAUAAGACAGUGGUACUCGUUACGCCAUCUGAGGGAUACGACGAUGUAGAGACGGCACCUAGACUAACUGCACGGUCGGAUUUCCGCUCUAGCCUCAUUACGCUGAACGUCAAGAGUAUUGGAGUAGGUGGUGAUGAACCGUGGGAGGAAGCGGCGGAGCAGGAUGGACGGGUGAUUAGACUGUAUGACGGAAACAGUUCAGAAUAG
This is a messenger RNA of Alternaria metachromatica, 708 nucleotides long. RefSeq lists its product as uncharacterized. Lineage: Eukaryota; Fungi; Ascomycota; Dothideomycetes; Pleosporales; Pleosporaceae. The coding region runs from base 1 to 708 and encodes 235 amino acids. The record is from RefSeq and is a predicted model, not a curated record. The transcript has 2 exons.